Molecule: messenger RNA, 2075 nt
Organism: Acomys russatus (golden spiny mouse)
Lineage: Eukaryota; Metazoa; Chordata; Mammalia; Rodentia; Muridae
Gene: Dpf1
Product: double PHD fingers 1
Exons: 12
Coding region: 82-1326 (414 amino acids)
Biological process (GO): nervous system development
Cellular component (GO): nBAF complex
Source: RefSeq, a predicted model, not a curated record
CUCCCAGCAUGGCCUGGGCGGCCCGCCCCGCCGUCUUGAUUGGCUGAGAUCCUCGUGCUCCCGCCCCCCGGGAAUGAAUGGAUGGGCGGCCUCAGCGCCCGCCCGACCGCUGGGAGGACCGACCCGGCAGGGACCUGCUGGGGGCAGGACCCGGGUAGCAAGAUGGCCACGGUCAUCCCCGGCCCCCUGAGCCUCGGCGAGGACUUCUACCGCGAGGCCAUCGAGCACUGCCGCAGCUACAACGCGCGCCUGUGCGCCGAGCGCAGCCUGCGCCUGCCUUUCCUCGACUCGCAGACCGGCGUGGCCCAGAACAACUGCUACAUUUGGAUGGAGAAGACCCACCGCGGGCCUGGUUUGGCCCCGGGACAGAUCUACACUUACCCCGCCCGCUGUUGGAGGAAGAAACGGAGGCUCAACAUCCUGGAGGACCCUAGGCUCCGGCCCUGCGAGUACAAGAUCGACUGUGAGGCACCCCUAAAGAAGGAGGGCAGCCUCCCGGAAGGGCCUGUCCUUGAGGCUCUGCUGUGUGCCGAGACCGGAGAGAAGAAAGUAGAGCUGAAGGAGGAAGAGACUAUUAUGGACUGUCAGAAACAGCAGUUGCUGGAGUUUCCGCAUGAUCUCGAGGUAGAAGACUUGGAGGAGGACAUUCCAAGGAGGAAGAACAGGGCCAAAGGAAAGGCAUAUGGCAUUGGAGGGCUCAGAAAACGCCAGGACACCGCAUCCCUGGAGGACCGUGACAAGCCGUACGUCUGUGAUAUCUGUGGGAAGAGAUAUAAGAACCGGCCAGGCCUCAGCUACCACUACACCCACACCCACCUGGCUGAGGAGGAGGGGGAGGAGCACACUGAGCGCCAUGCCCUGCCUUUCCACCGGAAAAACAACCAUAAACAGUUUUACAAAGAAUUGGCCUGGGUCCCCGAGGCACAGAGGAAACACACAGCCAAGAAAGCACCAGACGGCACGGUCAUCCCCAAUGGCUACUGUGACUUUUGCCUGGGGGGCUCCAAGAAGACGGGGUGUCCCGAGGACCUCAUCUCCUGUGCAGACUGUGGGCGAUCAGGGCAUCCCUCGUGUUUACAGUUCACUGUGAACAUGACCGCGGCUGUGCGGACCUACCGCUGGCAGUGCAUCGAAUGCAAGUCCUGCAGCCUAUGUGGCACCUCGGAGAAUGACGACCAGCUGCUGUUCUGUGACGACUGCGAUCGGGGUUACCACAUGUACUGCCUGAGCCCUCCGAUGGCGGAGCCCCCGGAAGGGAGCUGGAGUUGCCACCUCUGUCUUCGGCAUUUGAAAGAAAAGGCCUCUGCUUACAUCACCCUCACCUAGGCCUGCCUGGCUCUGCUUCUCCAGGACCUUUGGGCGGUGCUAACUUAUGCCUCUCGGAGCUCCUGGCUCCCCACGCCCGGUGUCCCGAGUGGGAGGGAUUGGGUGAAGCCUGGAGGGGGAGGGGGGCAAGGUGUUCUCCCUCUGCAAGUGGAAUGUUACCCUGCGGGUGGGUGGGUGAGUCCAGCAGGGCCCCUCCUGCCCCCCUCUUCAUCCCUUGACAAACGGGCACCAGGGGCUUCUGCCCCCCUCAAAGCCAUACCCCGCCUCUGGGCGGGCAUAGAGGGGUAGCGGAUGCCAUCCAGGGGCACAGAAAAGCCUUUUUCUAAAGAAAAAGACAAAAAGUGAAAAAAAAAAAAAAAAAGAAGAAGAAAAAAGAAAUUAAUAUAUACAAAGAGUCCUAUAAAGCCUGGCUGGGUGGAGGGGCACAGCUGAGCUAGCCUCUCUGCUGGGGGAACCGAUUUUACCAGUUUCCGGGAUGGCUCCUCCCCACCCCCAUUUUGCGAGUUGCAAUUGUCACAACCUCCCCAUCCGAGGUGGGUAGCAUUCCUUCCUCACACCCAGGCCAGGUGGGCGCGGUGCCCACCCACUGCCCCCUCCCAGUACCCAGCGUGGAUACCGCAUGAUGUGAACCAUGGUUUUGAACUCUUGGUGCCCCUCUUUGGCAGCCCCGCCCUGCGCCCACCCGGUGCCUGCCAGGCCUGGGGCAUGCAGCUGAGGGAGGCCGGCGGGGCGAGGCAGGCAGCCAGCCA